Molecule: messenger RNA, 471 nt
Organism: Solanum verrucosum
Lineage: Eukaryota; Viridiplantae; Streptophyta; Magnoliopsida; Solanales; Solanaceae
Exons: 1
Coding region: 1-471 (156 amino acids)
Source: RefSeq, a predicted model, not a curated record
AUGCGACGUUGGUAUAUGCAAAAUAGGUACAGGCUGACUAAGGGAGGUGCAUACUCAAUCACAAGGAGCUAUAUUGAUAUUAGAGAGCACCACAACAGUUCACAUAUUGCUGAUUGCAUUUGGAGUGCAGUGGCUCAACCUAAACAUAGAUUUAUUCUAUGGUUAGCUGUCGAAGAUAGACUGCUCACUAAGGAAAGGCUGAUGAAGAUGAACAUCUCAGUGAAGGAAGUUAAUUGUUGUUUAUGUGAUGCUCAGAAGCUGGAGACAGUCAAACACUUGUUCAGUGAAUGCCCAUGGAUCACUGAGGUCAACAGGGGUUUUGAACAAUGGACAUGCUUGCCUAUACAACUGGGGGAGGUGAAGGAAGUAAUGCUGAAAAUUAAAAGGAAGAAACGGAAGCAGUUUCAGAAACAAGUGAUAGCUGCGAGUUGGGGGGCAAUGAUCUACCAUACUCGGAGAGCCCAGAACUGA